UGUCUUCGGCCACGGCAAAGUCGUAAGUGUAUCGUGCUUUAACGUCUCCAGUUUUCGGAUUUCCUGAUAUUACAAUACGGAUGUAUAACACGGAAUCAUCACAACUUUAUAAAAUAACAUUGCAUCAUUAGUAAUUUCUUCCUUUAUGGCCAUGCGAUUUUUGUACUAUCGCCUCCUCGUUACGCGCUCUUAAUCAACAUUUGCCAACUCCAUCCGCGACUCUUAUACAACUGACCAAAACCACAUUAUGAAGAUAAAAAAACGUUUCGUUGUGUUUAUUUUUUUUAUUAUAAUUUCUUUGUUCCUCGUUUUCUCCAACGACGAGAUUAUGCGGAGUCUCCAGCUUUCAAUUCUGAGUCAAUCUAUUCACAGGGAUAUAUCUUGUUACCAAAAACUUUCAACCAAAGACAGUUUUCCACGAUUUGACAUUCAUAAAGAAAAUAUAAGAUUAGCAGCUGGAAGGAACAUAUUUUUCCAUGAAACGUCGUGUUUCGGAGAAUUGGGACAUGCAGAACUCAAUUACCGUCAGGCAUGUGCCGUCGAAUCAGCUGCUCGUAUGAAUCCAAACAUGUUAGUGAACCUGCUGUUCCUCAGCCCUUCAUCGCCUUCCAAUCGCACGAGUUUAAUACUGGAAAAAUUACUUGAAUACGAAAACGUGAGAGUCAAUCGGGUCCAGAUAAACGAAUAUGUCAUGGGCACGCCGAUCGAACAAUGGUUUGCUAUUAAUAUUUUGGAAACUAGCAAUUGGCCCAGGAGUCAUAUGUCCGACAUCAUGAGGUUCCUUACACUCUGGAAAUACAGCGGUAUUUAUUUGGAUCUUGAUGUCGUCGUUACCAGCUCUUUGGAAGAUCUAACAGAUUUCGCAGGAGCUGAAGAUUGGAUAGACGUUGCCGCAGGUGUAAUUGGUUUUAGUCGAACAGAAUUAGGACGAAGUAUAGCGAAUGCCUGUAUUCAAGAUUUGAUGAAAAACUUUCGCGGAAAUCUUUGGGGAAAUAACGGGCCUGGCGUCAUCACAAGAACAUUACAGAAAUUCUGUGCAGUUCAGCAUGUAAAAGAUAUGACGUCGAUUCAUUGUAAGGGUUUUAAGGUGUUUCCGCCUGCUGUAUUCUAUCCUAUAUUCUACAAAGAUUGGAAAGAUUACUUCAGUACGAAAAAUAUUAAUGAAACUAUGAAUGUUGGUAGUAAAGUACCUUAUGCGUUAAUAGCCGAAAAAUAUUGCCCCAAUGUAUACGAAAGCUGCGGCUCUAUUUUUUAAAACUGUCUGCGAUCGUAAUUAAAUUAAAGACGUAUU
Messenger RNA from Ceratosolen solmsi marchali, 1291 nucleotides. RefSeq names its product lactosylceramide 4-alpha-galactosyltransferase-like. Gene Ontology annotation, biological process: glycosphingolipid biosynthetic process. Gene Ontology annotation, molecular function: alpha-1,4-N-acetylgalactosaminyltransferase activity. The record is from RefSeq and is a predicted model, not a curated record. NCBI's taxonomy places the organism in Eukaryota, Metazoa, Arthropoda, Insecta, Hymenoptera, Agaonidae.